CACACGCACACACACACACACACACACACACACAAGCGAGAAGGAGCAUGUUGCAUCUGAGGCUGUUCGAUAGCUCGUUCUAUUAUACGCUGGCCUCCGUGUCGUCGGGCAUGCUGCCACCCCCUCAGGCGACCAAUGGCAGCCAGUUGACGCUGAAUGGCACAACAGUCGCGGCGCCCGGUGCGGAGGCUACAGUUAAUCUGACAUAUUUUACACCUGCGAACUCACACGUGAUGCUGGCGCCGACGCCAACGACCGCCAGUGCCGCCCAGACGACAGCGGCGACAAUGGCAGCGGCAGCAACAACAACAGCAGCAACAGCAACAACAGCAGUAGCAGCAGCAGCGACAACAACAUCGCCCGGCAGCGAUUUCCAGGCAGCAGCAGCAGCAGCAGCCGGCGACAACGCGACGUCGCCAUAUGCGGGCGAAUUGGACAACUUGAAUUCGUUCUACUUUUACGAGACGGAACAAUUCGCUGUACUCUGGAUACUCUUUACCAUCAUUGUGCUAGGCAAUUCGGCGGUUCUGUUCGUGAUGUUCAUCAACAAGAAUCGCAAAUCCCGCAUGAACUACUUCAUCAAGCAGCUGGCAUUGGCAGAUCUAUUCGUGGGGCUGCUCAAUGUGCUGACUGAUAUUAUUUGGCGCAUCACCAUCUCGUGGCGUGCCGGAAACGUGGCCUGCAAGGUCAUCCGCUUCUCGCAGGUGUGCGUCACCUAUUCCUCCACUUAUGUGCUCGUGGCCAUGAGCAUUGACAGAUACGAUGCUAUAACACAUCCCAUGAACUUUUCAAAGUCGUGGAAACGCGCCCGUCAUCUGGUAGCAGGCGCUUGGGUAGUCUCCGCGCUCUUCUCCCUGCCCAUCCUGGUGCUCUACGAGGAGAAGCUCAUACAGGGCCAUCCGCAGUGCUGGAUCGAGCUGGGCUCGCCAAUGGCCUGGCAGAUUUAUAUGUGCCUCGUGUCGGCCACGCUGUUUGCGGUGCCCGCCCUGAUAAUCUCCGCCUGCUAUGCGAUUAUUGUGAAGACCAUAUGGGCCAAAGGCUCCAUCUUUGUGCCGACAGACCGUGCAGGUUUCGGUGGGGCGGCCACGCGACGCGCCAGCUCCCGGGGCAUCAUACCACGCGCCAAGGUGAAGACCGUGAAGAUGACGCUGACGAUUGUGUUUGUGUUCAUCAUCUGCUGGUCGCCGUACAUAAUAUUCGAUCUGCUGCAAGUCUUUGGGCAGAUACCGCACUCGCAGACCAACAUUGCCAUCGCCACAUUCAUUCAGAGUCUCGCUCCGCUCAAUUCGGCGGCAAAUCCACUUAUCUACUGCCUGUUCUCCUCGCAGGUCUUCCGUACGCUCAGCCGCUUCCCGCCCUUCAAGUGGCUGACCUGCUGCUGCAAAUCGUAUCGCAACAACUCGCAGCAGAACCGCUGCCACACGGUGGGCCGUCGCCUGCACAACAGCUGUGAUUCCAUGCGCACCCUGACCACAUCUCUGACGGUCUCCAGACGCUCCACCAACAAGGCGAACGCCCGGGUCAUCAUCUGCGAGCGGCCCAACAAGGUAAUCACUGUGGCUGCCAUGUCCGAGGUAUGAUAGCUGGCGCACUCGACCCGCAGGCGUUCAACGUUUGCGGUCCGUGGGCCGACGUCCUUCAGCGAUGCGGAGUUCCUUUAAGCGAAGUGAACGGCCGACCCGCCCCCCAAUUAGCAGGCUCUACGAGGCUUAGACAAUAAGUGCGAUAGUUGUGUAUGCAUAGCGCGAGCCCAAAAACGGAUAUCGAAUACGCAGACACAUGUAUAUGUACUAUAUAUGUAUAUACAGAUGUGUGUGUAUGUGUGCUGCGAAUUCAGUGCGUGUAUUUCCCAUUGCAAUUUAUCUAUUAAGUAUUUAUGCAGCUAGCUCGUAACCAUUACCGUACCGUAAUUUUAAACUAUAUUUUAGCUGAAUUAAGGUUUGUGGCAUCACAAAGCGUAAGGGCGUGGGUUUU
Messenger RNA from Drosophila navojoa, 1974 nucleotides. It is a transcript of the gene CCAP-R, whose product is annotated as Crustacean cardioactive peptide receptor. Gene Ontology annotation, molecular function: neuropeptide receptor activity; vasopressin receptor activity. Gene Ontology annotation, cellular component: plasma membrane. Gene Ontology annotation, biological process: neuropeptide signaling pathway. Lineage: Eukaryota; Metazoa; Arthropoda; Insecta; Diptera; Drosophilidae. The record is from RefSeq and is a predicted model, not a curated record.